Sitophilus oryzae (rice weevil) is the source of this 1522-nucleotide messenger RNA. RefSeq names its product tRNA-dihydrouridine(20) synthase [NAD(P)+]-like (gene Dus2). The coding region runs from base 133 to 1506 and encodes 457 amino acids. Gene Ontology annotation, cellular component: cytoplasm. Gene Ontology annotation, molecular function: tRNA dihydrouridine synthase activity; tRNA binding; flavin adenine dinucleotide binding. Gene Ontology annotation, biological process: tRNA dihydrouridine synthesis. The transcript has 6 exons. NCBI's taxonomy places the organism in Eukaryota, Metazoa, Arthropoda, Insecta, Coleoptera, Curculionidae. The record is from RefSeq and is a predicted model, not a curated record.
ACCAAUAAAGAUCAAGAAGAAGAAAAAAGUACUAAACUAACCUUACUUUUAAGCUGUCAAACUACUUAAUAUUUCGAAGUUAAAAACAAUGUUUUUUUACUCAUUUUUGUUAUAAACACAUAUAUUUUUAUUAUGACAAAGAGUACCACUCGCCUAACUUAUGAAAAUAAGAUAAUUUUAGCUCCCAUGGUAAGGGUAGGGACCUUGCCUAUGAGGUUACUCGCUCUUCAAUAUGGAGCUGAUAUUGUAUACUCUGAAGAAUUAAUUGAUUGGAAGCUUCUCAAAUCUGUUAGAAGAGUUAACGAUGUGCUUGGUACUAUUGACUACAUAGAUAAAUCUGAUGGUACUGUAGUUUUCCGAACAAAUAUAAAAGAAAAAGAUAGAAUAGUGGUUCAGAUAGGAACUUGUGAUGAUAAAAGAGCUUUAAAAGUUGCUAAAAUGAUAGAAAAUGAUGUGGCAGGUAUUGAUAUUAAUAUGGGAUGUCCUAAGGAGUUCUCUUUGAAAGGGGGCAUGGGAGCGGCUUUAUUAUUCCAGAUAGAAAAGGCUAAAGCUAUACUUUUAUCGUUGGUACAAAAUUUAAAAAUACCUGUAACAUGUAAAAUAAGAGUUUUUGAAAAUGUUGAAGAUACAUUAAAUCUAGUAAGAGAAUUAGCAAGUACAGGAAUUGCUGCUAUAGCCGUACAUGGAAGAACUAAAUCAGAGAGACCCCAACAUUUAAAUAGGAACAGCACAAUUCAAGCUAUUGCCCAAGAAUUAGAUAUUCCUGUAAUUUCUAAUGGUGGUUCAAGAGAGAUUGAUAACUACAAAGAUAUCUUUAAAUUUAAAAACAAUUGUGGGGCAAGUAGUGUAAUGAUUGCUAGAGCUGCAGAACAAAACUGUUCAAUUUUUUGUAAACAAGGAUUAAAACAAUUAGAUGAUGUUAUAGUGGAUUAUUUGAAACUUGCUGUGGACUAUGAUAAUUCACCAAGUAAUACUAAAUAUUGUGUACAAAAUAUGUUAAAAGAGUUGCAAGAGACUCCAAGGGGGAAAAGGUUUUUAGAAUGUCAAACGUUAGAACAAAUAUGUGCAAUUUGGAACUUGGCUGGAUACUGCAGAACUAAACAAUUAGAAUAUCAGUCCCGAGGCUUACUCGGUCGCAGAGAAGUGACACCAGAUAUGUUUAAUGUUUGCCCCAAAAGGCCUAGAUUGCAGAAAAAUGAAGAGUCAGAUGUACAAGAAUUAAAAUGUGCCUUUAUUAGAGUUAAUUUUCACACAGAUCCUGAACUGCCUAAAAGCAAAUUAAUUGCAUACUGUUCAAAGCACAAACUGAAGCUUCCUGUAUAUAAAAUUAUUAAUGAAGACAAACUCUUUAGAUCAAUUGUGACUUUAGAUAUGAAAAAAUAUACUUCUUCCUAUUGGGAAAAAAAUAAGAGAUUUGCGGAACAAGGGGCUGCUCUAGCUUGUUGUGUGUUUUUAGGAUUGAUAGAUAAAAAAACUUUAGUAGAUAAUGGAAGUAUACUUGAAUAAAGAUUAUGGAAGUAAA